Molecule: messenger RNA, 1347 nt
Organism: Malaya genurostris
Lineage: Eukaryota; Metazoa; Arthropoda; Insecta; Diptera; Culicidae
Product: CLIP domain-containing serine protease B4-like
Exons: 5
Coding region: 178-1263 (361 amino acids)
Biological process (GO): proteolysis
Molecular function (GO): serine-type endopeptidase activity
Source: RefSeq, a predicted model, not a curated record
UUAUUAGUCCUCUUCGCAGUUGUUAUCGGAAGCUUCAGCUUGUAAGACGCAUAAGACUUAUUAUUGAGUGAUAGUUUUGUUGUUGCUGUUGUCAUCCAUUUUCAAGAUUAAUCCCUUCGAGGUUGAGCUUCGUUAUCAGUGAGUUGUGACACCUGGGCCAGUACAGGUCACAGAAAUAUGUUCCGAACUUAUGCGCUUUUCGGUUUCGCUGUUCUGGUAGGACUGAUCUCGAAUGGAUUUGCUCUGAGUCAAAAUGAUCCGUGCAUCAACCCAGUCGGGGAGUCCGGAGUUUGCGUGUUCCUUAGAGAGUGUCAACCGCUGCUAAAUAUCUACAACAAACCGCUGAUUUCUCCGGAUGAAAGCAACUUCGUACAAAGCAGCAGAUGUGGCAUGGCAUCCGGAAACAAGCCUUUGGUUUGCUGUGCCGGUCUGACGGUCGGUCCUCGGAAAGCCACCCUCCUGCGACCGAAUCAGUGUGGCUUGGAUCUGUCGGAUCGUGUGGUAGGUGGCCAGGCUACCGAAUUGAAUGAAUACCCAUGGACCGCGGUGAUCCAGUACCGGAAACCGAACGGAAACUACGGAUUCCACUGUGGCGGUUCGGUUAUCAACUCGCGCUACAUUAUCACUGCGGCUCACUGCAUAAACGCGAUUCCUCGCGGGUGGGAGGUGGUCGGUGUCCGACUCGGCGAGUACGAUUUGAAAAAUGAUGGCCCCGACUGUAAGGAAGGUGUUUGUGCAGACAUACCGGUGGAUUUGGGUGUCGAGAAGAUUAUUGUUCACGAGAAUUACAAUCCUCAGCAGAAAAGUCAGUGGGAUGAUAUUGCUUUGAUUCGGUUCAACCGAGAUGUGGCAUUUUCGGAAUACAUCAGAGCGAUCUGUUUGCCGGUGGACGAUGCGGAGCGGUAUCGAAACAAUGCUGGUACGGCUGCCUUUGCCGCUGGAUGGGGUCGUACGGAGACAGCAAGCUCCAGUAACAUAAAACUCAAGGUAGAGCUAAACAUUACGGAUUUAAACCGGUGUUCUGCGGUGUACAGACCGUCGGGAGUGGCACUGCGAGAUACGCAAAUGUGCGCCGGUGGAGUUCGUGGUAAGGACACCUGCAGUGGCGAUUCGGGUGGUCCGCUGAUGAAGCGGAUCAAAUCGAAUUGGUUCUUGUUCGGAAUUGUUAGUUUCGGUCCGAAUAAGUGCGGCACCAAAGAUGUUCCCGGAGUGUACACGAACGUCGCCAAGUACAUCGAUUGGAUUGAGAACAAUAUCGAGUAGCGGAAUUCUGAUGGGGCACAUGACAAGAGCGAGCUCGCAAAACGUUAGAGAAGGAAAAAAUAAAGGCGAAGACUUUUAAUAUAA